Messenger RNA from Zootermopsis nevadensis, 588 nucleotides. RefSeq names its product putative salivary secreted peptide. NCBI's taxonomy places the organism in Eukaryota, Metazoa, Arthropoda, Insecta, Blattodea, Termopsidae. The record is from RefSeq and is a predicted model, not a curated record.
GAAAGAACAGCGCUGAGUACAGAGCCGAGAUAUCAGGAUGCAAUCAGCGUCGGUGCAUGCGACACGAGUUCUGGUUCUGCUGCCGCUCAUCUGCUGUGUGGUGGCGAGCAGUCUGUACAGCCCUUACGAGUACGGGAUCUUACAGCAAGCGGCCCUGCGUAAUAACAGCCACAAUCUGGUCGAGGGAUGGAGACAAUACGGAGACAGACUACUGCACAGAGACCUCGUGAAACAGAGCUACAGGUUCCUAAGCACCACGACGGCCUACUUGCGCUACCCUGCAUGGGGAAUCAGUAACGUGACGAUCACCUACGUCGUGGCGCUGGACCAGUACGUUGGUGGGACCGGAGGUUACGCCAGUGUCGUGGAUGGUGGGGUGGGGCAGAGACACGUGGCAGUCAGUUUCAGGUCCCAGAAGAGCCGGGGCCUUAAGUUCAUAGUCGAAAUUUAUGGGAAAUAAAACUUUGUUAGGUUCUCGCGGCGAUGAAGAUCAUGAUGUUCUGCUGUGUUGUGAUGCCGUGUAGACACGUGGGCAGAUAGGAUAUCUUCAUAAUUAAAAACCGAUGUUUUGUCUCUUCUUUUUGUAAA